This is a messenger RNA of Guillardia theta CCMP2712, 742 nucleotides long. RefSeq lists its product as hypothetical. The transcript is spliced from 3 exons. The record is from RefSeq and is a predicted model, not a curated record. NCBI's taxonomy places the organism in Eukaryota, Cryptophyceae, Pyrenomonadales, Geminigeraceae. The coding region runs from base 349 to 660 and encodes 103 amino acids.
GGGUCGAUUGAGACGGUCGAUGCAAGAAUGGAUGACAAGGCAAGGCAGUGAGUAAGAUCGAGAGAGGACAGGAGAGAACAGCAAGCAGAAUCAGCAGGAAAUACUUCGAAGGACAGUACUACUUCAGACAUUCUUGUCUUCUGAGCGCUAGACAGACGUCUUCGGUCUUCGCAAUACCAGUUUGUGCUAUUGCAACUUACCGCGUGUACACAGCAAGCCGUAUCGCACACGUCGAGAACGCACAAAGAAACAACAGGCUCUCACUCUCUGUGAUAUAUUUGAGCUAGAGGAACGCUGAAUUGAUAUCCAUAUUCGCAUCGGAUCCGUGGUAUUAUCAAAAAUACGAAAAUGUCCUGCUUCAGUGGGGCGUGGGAGGAGGUGGACGAGGCGUUGGUCAUUGAGUUCCAUGUCAUGUCUUUCCUCCAAAAGCUGCUAUCUUACAUAAAGCUGGCAGCGAUAGUCGUGGUGUCGAUGCUCUCCUUGUGCAUGCUAUUGCAACACAGCUCGAGUUCAGUGCCGAGCACGCAAGGAGCUGAGUUUGCGAUCUUGGAGCUGCUUGCGGACUCAGCAGGCUGGUUCAAUGGGGCAAACCAGAGCUUGUCAUACGCUGCCACGUGGCUGAAGGAGGACAUCUUCAAGAGUGCAAAGCUCCAGCCAUGAGGGAGAAGUUAACAUUGGUUGCUCUUUGAAUGUACACUAGGUUCAUGAUCGUCAUGAGGAAAGAUGUAAACUGCUACUGCAG